Molecule: messenger RNA, 912 nt
Organism: Malassezia japonica
Lineage: Eukaryota; Fungi; Basidiomycota; Malasseziomycetes; Malasseziales; Malasseziaceae
Product: thiamine diphosphokinase
Exons: 5
Coding region: 1-912 (303 amino acids)
Molecular function (GO): 8-oxo-dGDP phosphatase activity
Source: RefSeq, a predicted model, not a curated record
AUGGCGAGCUUGCUGGACGUCGUGCGCCAGUGCCAGAACGACAACCCGUGGGAAGACAAGAGCCUGCGCGCAUUCUGCGUCGAUGGUGUGCAGAUAGGAUUCGUGCCGGAGCAUGUGCUCAGCGUGAUUGAGGCCUACCUCGCAAAAGAGCCGUCGGUCGUCGUCAUCGAAAAGGACGUGCUCACCUUUCGCCCGGACGCCGACGCGGCGCAGCGCAGUAGAGACAUGGCGCGCCUCGUGGAAUGGAUGCGCGAUACAAAGAAGUUCCCGGAUCCGCUCGACGGCUGGCGCAACGAGCGGUACAAUAUCUAUGGCCCCGGCACGGACGGUGCGCGGUCCUCGGUCGCAUUUACGCUUGAGCGCGCGGCGUGCGGCCUGUUUGGUCUGACGACCUUUGGCGUGCAUCUUACGGCCUAUCUUCCCGAUGGCCGCAUCUGGGUGCCGCGUCGCUCGCGUACCAAGCAGACCUGGCCGGGAUACUACGACAACUCGGUCGCUGGCGGCAUCACGGCCGGCGAUCCGCCUAUGGAGUCGAUCGUGCGCGAGUGCCAGGAAGAGGCGGGCCUCCAAGAGGAGCAUGUGCGCCCAUACAUCAAGCAAACCGGCCUCAUCACCUACUUCUACAAGACAACCGGAGGAUGGCGGCAGCCCGAGAUGCAGUACAUCUACGACCUUGCGCUGCCCUCGGAUGCGAUCCAGCUUGCGCCGGGAGACGGCGAGGCAGAGUCGUUCGACCUGCUCGACAUCCCCACGGUGCUCGACCUGAUGCGUGCAGGCAAGUUCAAGGCCAACUGUACCCUGGUCCUCAUCGACUUCCUGAUGCGACACGGCUGGCUGACGGCGGAAAACGAGAAGGAUUAUACCGAGAUUGUGUCGCUGCUGCACACGCCCCUGCGUCUUCCUACGCCGUGA